AUGACUUCCUAUCAGAAGAUCAUUCCAACUCUGGGACUCUCAUGUGACAACGAGAAUGAUGAAAUCGAUUGCAAUUUAAGCUCUUUGACAUUUUUGGAGAGUGCCCACACGAAACGAUCUCUUCUGUCAGUCUCACAGAGGAUAUUCGACCCCAUCGGAUUUACAAGUCCAACUACGUUAAUUCCAAAACUCAUUCUGCAAAAAACAUGGAAGAUGAAACUUUCCUGGGAUGAAAAUCUUCCACAAGGUAUAGAAAGAGAAUUUCAGGCUUGGCUCAAAAGACUACACUUCUUGAAUUAUUGUAAAAUUUCAAGAAGACUUGUGAUUGGACCCUUCGAUGAAUGCUCUAUCGCUCUACAUUAUUUUAGUGAUGCUAGUAAAGUAUCUUGUGCAGUAUGCAUUUUCCUACGUGCAUAUUUUGAGGGCAAAACUUCAGUACAAUUGGUAUUAUGUAAAUCAAGAGUAGCGCCUGCCAAAGAAGUAACUAUUCCCAGAUUAGAGUUGCUUGGAGCAUUUAUAGCUACUCGGCUGUACCGUCAAGUCAUUGACGCUCUUAAAUUGACAAAGUGCCAAGAGUACUUUUGGAGAGACUCGUCUGUAGUUCUGACAUGGAUCAAAAAAGACUCCCACUGGAGUGUCCCACUGGCCAAUCGUGUAGCUGAAAUAAGGAGAUGA
Stegodyphus dumicola is the source of this 675-nucleotide messenger RNA. RefSeq lists its product as uncharacterized. The record is from RefSeq and is a predicted model, not a curated record. NCBI's taxonomy places the organism in Eukaryota, Metazoa, Arthropoda, Arachnida, Araneae, Eresidae.